This is a messenger RNA of Magnolia sinica, 3971 nucleotides long. RefSeq lists its product as uncharacterized. Gene Ontology annotation, molecular function: zinc ion binding; DNA binding. The record is from RefSeq and is a predicted model, not a curated record. The transcript is spliced from 8 exons. Bases 286 to 3837 code for a protein of 1183 amino acids. Lineage: Eukaryota; Viridiplantae; Streptophyta; Magnoliopsida; Magnoliales; Magnoliaceae.
UUAUUGAUCAGAACCGUGUAAAUGGUGGGCCACACCCCAAAAACAUUCUAGAUUAGAAUAUCCUAGCCAUCAAACAUCUGGCCUUUUUAUUCCUGUUGUUCAUGGGCCACUGAUCAAAGAGUUAGAAUUUCCAACUUGGGAGUUUUCUCUUUGUGCAUCCACCAUCCACGACGGGACCCAUCGCAACGGCUUGGAUCAUCUAAAUUUGGGCCCCACUUGUGCUAACUGGAUGUAUCAGGGCCUUAUAAUUUCUCAAUCUUUAGUGUAGGAUCCACGGGCAGUGGCAUGGAGGGGACAGCCGUGGACUCAAUCUGCAUUUCAGCAUAUCCUACUGAACAAUUUAUCCCACAGAGGAAUAACACAGUCGAUGACAAUGAGAAAUCAAUUGCAGAAGUAGGGCCCACAUUGGAUUCUGCUAGCCCUUGCACUCAUAAGGGAUUAAGUAAAGAUUCGGGUGCAGGUGCAAAUGCAGGUACAAGGACAGAAAUAACAUUCGUAAACAACAAUCCCCUCUCUGAACUGGUGUGGUCCCCACAUAAAGGUUUGAGUCUUAAAUGUGCUGAUUUUAGCCUAGCCGAGAAGAGGUCCUCUCUUUUGUGGAGUACAGAAUCAGGCAAUAUGAUAGUUUCUCCACCACAAAGCCUUCAAGCCAAUGAGAGUGAUGAGGCUGGAACUGAGGCUGAAGGAAAUGUGAACUCAAUGCAAUUGACACCCAAUCCAAAUAAUGAAAUUUCUGAUAAAGGAACUUCAGUCCCGUCUCCUACAACCAUUGCUGGCAUCACAACACUCUGCCAGACAAGCCAUGGACAAAAUUCAAUAGGAUCAUGUGGUGACAUGGAACCAUUGACUGUGACCAUGAAAGUAUUGGGUUUAGAUGUUAAUCACAUGGAGAACGAUCAAUCAGAGAAGAAAGAGAUGAAUACAUGUUGUCCGAGAGAGGCCCGAACAAUUGUAGAUGUUUGCAAAGACAGGACAGAGACAGCCGCAACUUUCCCUGACGAGGCUUCUAGUCCAGGUCCAUACAAUGGGAGAACUGCUGGCUUUUUACAAUUUAAACCAAAAGAACCCGAUUCUGAUUCAGCACCAAUAGAAUUCAAGCAUGGAGAUAGCAACAAAGGAGCAAGCUGUGACCGUUCUGAGGAAAGCAGAGACAUUGGCAGUGGGAAUAUUCGGUGUGUGGGGCCAACAGAUAUAUUGUGUUCUGAAGUUUCUACACUUAAACAACAUAAUCUCCCCAAAAGUCCGGCACCAAUUUCAGAGAGAAAACAUGCUGACUCAAUUCUAGCUGCCAAAGAAAACAAUGGAAAUGGAACAAAGACUCCAAAGUUGAUAAAACUUUCUUCCAUGGAAAGGCCUGAGUCGACUGCAGAAAAUGAUGUACAACCUUCAAAGACAGCUGCAGAAGAUGGAAGUGCAUUUGCUGAGGUUGGCAUGAUUGUAAUCGCAUCCCAGCCAGAGGACGAAGGUAAACGUUGCAUAGACCAGAAUCAAAGGGUACCUCCGAUGUUCAAUGAAGUUACUCCAGUUGAAGCUGCUCCAUAUAUCAGUGGAAUCCAUCCUGAUCGAAGAAAAGGUAAAGAAAAGGCUCUUUCUGAUGUGGAAGUCAAUCGGGCUGUUUCAAAGGAAGAGGACGACAGCCAUGAGAGUGUCGAAAGCAGGAAUAGUGGAGGGUUGUUUUCCACAGGAAAGAGAGCAUGGUGCUUUGAACAGCAGCUGCUUAUCAGAAGUAAAAAGAUGAAGAAACAAUGCCAUGAAACUCAAUGUUCGGCGUCUUUCUUUGGACAAGAUAGCUCUUUCAUGAAUUACAUAUCUAACAUGAUGAAGGGGUCUCCUAAGUUCAAUCCAGACGACAUGCCUUCUUUGGCAAUUACCAGAAAACCAACUCAUCAUGGAAGCAGAUUUCAUGAUUCACUUGUCAUUUCGCCCAACAGAAUUCAAGAUCCCAGUUUCAGACCUAUGGGUUUCCAAAGCAUCUUUCAGGCCUUGUAUUGUCCACCCUUGAGGGUAGCAGGCAAGAAAACCAGUAGUUUGGAUCCUCAAAUAGACACAAAAGGUCCAAAAGAACUUGAGGUGGCCCACAAGAUCCCUUGUGAUGGUGGCAGCACGCAUACGUCCUCAGACGGGGAGAAGAACGUUAAAUUGCUUGAACUAAUCCCAAUAUCAAACCCGGGUGUCUAUCAAGCUGGAGAAUGUCCUUCAACUCGACCCAACGUUCCUUCCAUCAAUAUUAUUAGAGUUGAGGAAAACCCCACAAGUGACUUUGGGGAGAACCGCCAUUCAUGCAAUGUUGCACAUGCCAUCGAGUUGGGAGGAGGACACGCUUCCGGUUCAUCUCUCCAGAACGAUUCCAUCUCUCCAACUGAAUGUAAGGGGGCCAGUAGACAUGAUUCUGCUGGUCGAAACAAGUCUUCGAACUCGGUGACCAACAGAAGCAGUCUGUUCGAGAGCCUUUGGAUAACUCGCUUUUCUCCAAAAGUUUCUGCACCUGUUUUAAACUCAGUUCAAUGCAAUCCCGAUAUGGCAGCAGCUAUCGAGGUAUCUACUGAUUAUAAUAGGUUUCUUCCUCAUUCUCAGAAUGUUGUCUUUACUGUCAAGGGCCCAAACAUUGUAGAGGAUAGGCAUGAGCCUUCCACCAAAGAAGAAAUGAACACCGGAAGCAGAAAUAUACAGAACUAUUCAGUGGGCCCCUCUGUCUCAUGCGGCUCAAAAAGGACUAUGGUACAUACUGAUCAGAAGUUCAAAUCUAAAUUAAGUCCGAUCCUACCUUCUGAAAGAUUACAAAAUUCGGAGGCGAUGGCUUCUGUUUUUGCAAGGAGGUUGGAUGCGCUCAAGCAUAUCAAACGCUCAAAAGCUACAGAUAGUGAGAGCCGUGCAACCACAUUGUGUUUCUUUUGUGGCGUCAGGGAUCAUACAUUAAGAGACUGCUCAGAGGUGCUUGAGUCUGAGCUUGAUGAUCUUCUGAAAAAUAUAAAUUUAUAUGAUGGAGCAGAAGAAUCAUCCUGCUUAUGCAUUCGCUGCUUGCAGCUCAAUCAUUGGGCCAUCGCAUGCCCAUAUGCAUCCUCCAGAAAACAAACGAACCCAGAUGGUAAUGCCUCUUUGGACAGAAAACGCCAACUGCUUGUUGCGUUUACAAAUUCUCACUGCGAAAGUUCAAGAGAGGAGAAUGAGUAUAUGGUUCAUACAGAUGCCCACAACAAGCUAACCCAAACUAGGAUCCUAAAUGGAAGCAUUUCGGAUUUGAAGCCAGCCAAGAAGGAUAUUAUAGGAAAAGAUUGUUAUUAUGGAAAUAUGAAGGGGAAGAAAGCCUCUAGAGAAUUUAUACUUAACGGGAAGCAUGCUUCUUCAAGUUCCAAGGAGAAUGGGUUGAAAGAAAAUCAAAUCACGCCCUUCAACUAUGUCAACAGACCCAUCCCAGAUGUACCAAGAGGAAUCUUUGAAGUGGUAAGGCGGCUUCGUUUGUCACGGUCGGAUAUUCUCAAAUGGAUGAAAUCCCCGGUUCAGAAUUUCCCUAUUGAAGGUUUUUUCCUUCGGCUACGGCUUGGGAAGUGGGAAGAAGGAUUAGGGGGCACCGGUUACCAUGUGGCUUGCAUUAGUGGUAAAGCUGCACUCUAUAGGGCAUCCCAGGAAAGUUCAUGUGGAACUUGUAGAACUCCCAUUUCUGUGGAAGUAGGGGGUUUUAAAUGCUUAGUUGACUGCCGUUACAUAUCUAACCAUGAUUUCAUUGAGGAUGAGCUCAUGGCGUGGUGGUGCGCGACCUUGAGAGGUGAUGGCAAACUGCCGUCUGAGGAAGAUUUGAACAUGAAACUAAUAGAGAAAACUAAGUUUGUUGUAGGGUAAUAGGUAGCUGAAUUGUAAAUUAUUUUUUUUAUGAAUGUAAAUAGAGUUUUGGAUUUCUACAGUGUGCAUGAGCUAUAGCCACCGGUGAUUAUGUAAUCAAGGACCAUCGAACGAUCGUAAGAAAUUUUCAGACA